AUGACAGAAAUAGCAAAUCUUCUACAGGUUCCAUUAAAACAAGGGACAAACAAAAGGAGUGCAUAUAAUAGAACUAUGAAAGUUCCUGAUGGAAUGAAAGAAUUAGUUCAUAUUGUUGCUGGUCUUCAAAAAGAUGUUAAACAAAUGAGAAAUGUUUUAACAUUACCAGAAGCUCAAGCAUAUGCCAAACGUCAUGGUCCAAAUUGGGAAGCACACGAAGCAGACAUUACGGGUCCAAAUGGAAAACCUGAUGGUAUAAAUGAAGUUUUCGUUACUGAUGGUCAAGGUAAUAUUAAAGUCAUAAAUGGUUAUAAAUUAACUGUAUCUGAUUAUCCUAAACGUAAAGCAUAUAAUGAAUAUUAUCCUAUGCAAUUUGAUGAAAAUGGAAAAGCUGUUAAACAAUACAUUGGAGAAGGUGAAAAUGGUCCAAUUAAUUCAUACCGUCAUAAUCCAUAUUCUUAUUUCAAUGAAGAAUUAAAUGCUAUUGAAGAGGGACCGGAUGGAUUACCACGAUAUUCUAACCAGUUUGAUGGU
Trichomonas vaginalis G3 is the source of this 534-nucleotide messenger RNA. RefSeq lists its product as uncharacterized. Lineage: Eukaryota; Parabasalia; Trichomonadida; Trichomonadidae. The record is from RefSeq and is a predicted model, not a curated record. The transcript has a single exon. The annotation marks the transcript as partial.